This is a messenger RNA of Rana temporaria (common frog), 4101 nucleotides long. RefSeq names its product zinc finger protein 850-like. The record is from RefSeq and is a predicted model, not a curated record. NCBI's taxonomy places the organism in Eukaryota, Metazoa, Chordata, Amphibia, Anura, Ranidae. The transcript has 5 exons. Gene Ontology annotation, biological process: regulation of immune system process; negative regulation of transcription by RNA polymerase II; regulation of cytokine production. Gene Ontology annotation, molecular function: DNA binding. The annotation marks the transcript as partial.
AUGGACCUGAUCAUAAUUACAAAAAUUCUGGCCCAAAAGGCAGUGGUUUGCAAGUUUGAAGAGGCUGGCCAUCUGUCCGCCCUGGAUACUUCCAGUCAGGGAAGAUUUAAUCUCCUUAGGUCCGAUAUUCCACCCACAGGUAGAAAGCCUGAAGUUGACGGCAUGGUAUCUGAGGAACAAUUGUUGAAAGCUCACUGGUCCUCAGAUAAAGUUAUCAGAACUCUUCUAGAAUGGCGAAAGCCCGUAACUAGGGCGAUCUAUACUAAAGUCUGGAAAAGGUUCACUUCCUGGCUAGCAGAACAAGGGGUGGAUGGUCGGGGCAUUCCAGUCGUGCUGGAAUUUCUACAGGCAGGGGUUGACUUGGGAUUGUCUAUCAGUACCCUUAAGGUGCAAACAGCAGCCCUAAGCAUUUUUCUUGAAACCUCACUCCAGCAGAACCGAGCCCUUACCAAAAGUCCUUUUGAACCCCUGGAGAAAUCUUCUCUGAGACACAUAGUCCUAAAAAACGCUUUCCUAGUAGCAAUCACUUCAGCCAGAAGGGUCAGCGAUCUACAGGCACUAUCGGUUCGAGAGCCUUUUUUAGUGAUCCUGGAAGACAGAAUCAUCCUUAAAACGGAUCCAAGUUUCCUGCCCAAGGUGGCCUCUGUGUUCCACAGGACUCAGGACAUUGUCCUGCCAACUUUUCGUUCCUCCUCAGAAGUUGAUGAAGAGGAAUCAUUUGCUUUAUUAGAUGUCAAAAGAAAUCUUUUGUUCUAUUUAGAAAUUACUAAAGAGUUUAGGCGUUCAGACGCUCUUUUUGUUAAUUUUUCGGUUGCCCGUAAGGGCCAAGCAGCAUCCAAGUCAUCCAUCGCUAGGUGGCUUAAAAUGGCAAUAGUUAAAGCUCAUCAGUCAGGGGGUAAGGAUCCACCUUUGGUCAAAGCACACUCAACCCGGGCAGUCUCGGUAUGCUGGGCGGAAAGAGCCGGAGCCUCCCCGGAGGAAAGCAGCACCAUGGUCUUCCUUUUCUACGUUUGCAAGACACUACCGUUUAGAUCUACUGUCGGACAAAGAACAGGCCUUUGGGCGGAGGGUCCUCCAGACAGUAGUCCCACCCUAAGCAAGACUGUGAGGGAUGGUGCCGUCCUUCCAACAGAUAAGAGCUUUUCCUGUACGGAGUGCGGGAAGUGUUUCCAUUAUAAAUCCCAUCUUAAUGUUCAUAAAAGAUUUCACACGGGAGAGGAGCUGUAUUCCUGUCCUGAGUGUGGGAAAUGUUUUUUGAAGAAGUCCUAUCUUUUAAUACAUUUGAGAACUCACACAGGAGAAAAGCCACAUUCCUGUCCUGAGUGUGGGAAAUGCUUUUCAGUAAAGUCCAAUCUUCAUGCACAUGAGAGAUGUCACACAGGGGAGAAGCCGUAUUCCUGUUCUGAGUGCGUAAAGUGUUUCCCUUCUAAAUUUAAACUUAAUGUGCAUAAAAGAUCUCACACGGGGGAGAAACCAUAUUCCUGUCCUGAGUGCGGAAAGUGUUUCCCUUCUAAAUACAAAGUUAAUGUGCAUAAAAGAUCUCACACGGGGGAGAAGCCGUAUUCCUGUUCUGAGUGCGGGAAAUGUUUUUCAGUGAAGUUCAAUCUUUACACACAUCAGAGAUCUCACACGGGGGAGAAGCCGUAUUCCUGUCCUGAGUGUGGGAAAUGUUUUUCAGAUAAGUCCAGUCUUUCCAUACAUCAGAGAUCCCACACGGGGGAGAAGCCGUAUUCCUGUCCUGAGUGUGGGAAAUGUUUUUCACAGAAGUCCGAUCUUAACGCACAUCAGAGAUCUCACACGGGGGAGAAGCCGUAUUCCUGUCCUGAGUGCGGGAAAUGUUUUAUACACAAAUCAGUCUUGGUCAAACAUCAGAGAUCUCACACGGGGGAGAAGCCAUAUUCCUGUCCUGAGUGCGGGAAAUGUUUUAUACACAAAUCAGUCUUGGUCAAACAUCAGAAAUCUCACACGGGGGAAAAGUCGUAUUCCUGUUCUGAGUGCGGGAAAUGUUUUUCAACAAAGUACAAUCUUUCCACACAUCAGAAAUUUCACACGGGGGAGAAGCUGUAUUCCUGUCCUGAGUGCGAGAAAUGUUUUUCAGUGAAGUCCCAUCUUUACAGACAUCAGAGAUCUCACACGGGGGAAAAGCCACAUUCCUGUCCUGAGUGCGGGAAAUGUUUUUCACAGAAGUCCCAUCUUUACAGCCAUCAGAGAUCUCACACGGGGGAGAAGCCAUAUUCCUGUCCUGAGUGCGGGAAAUGUUUUUCACAGAAGUUCGAUCUUUCCACACAUCAGAGAACUCACACAGGGGAGAAGCCGUAUUCCUGUCCUGAGUGCCCGAAAUGUUUUUCACGGAAGUCCCAUCUUGACACACAUAAGAGAUCUCACACGUGGGAGAAGCCGUAUUCCUGUCCUGAGUGUGGUAAAUGUUUUUCAGACAAGUCCAGGCUUUAUACACAUCAGAGGUCUCACACGGGGGAGAAGCCGUAUUCCUGUCCUGAGUGCGGGAAUCGUUUUUCAGUGAAGUCCCAUCUUAAAACACAUCAGAGAUCUCACACAGGAAAGAAGCUGUUUUCCUGCCCUGAGUGCGGUAAAUGUUUUUUAGACAAGUCCAGUCUUUAUAUACAUCAGAGGUCUCACACAGGGGAGAAGCCGUAUUCCUGUCCUGAGUGCGGGAAAUGUUUUUCAGUGAAGUUCAAUCUUUACACACAUCAGAGAUCUCACACGGGGGAAAAGCCGUAUUCCUGUCCUGAGUGCGGAAAAUGUUUUUCGCAGAAGUCCAAUCUUUCCAAACAUCAGAGAUCUCACACGGGGGAGAAGCCACUUUCCUGUCUUGAACGGGGGAGAAGCGCUGUGGUGCCGUAUAUGUAUACGCCCACACAUUUGUAUACCACACUCUACACCGCCGGACAGCGGGACAUUACACAGUGCGGGAGAGGUGGCUCCGGCAGUAGUUGCAGCAACAGCUCAAUACGGGAGUCCCUACCUGAAGUCUGCAUAGAAGCACCAGCUAUUUCCACGCCACAGCGGGUGCUGCGGACAGAAGUUAUGGAAGCAGAGGUGAGUGCCUCUCUAGUAGCAGCUGCCGGUGGUGGAGUACGGAGCCUGGCCGCAGAGAUCAAUUGUAAGGAGAUACAGGUAUGCCUGCCUAAUCAGUAUCCUAAAGAAACCCAGGAGAAGGAGGGAGAACCAAAUAUUAGACAGCUGCUACUGGUGGUCCAGGCUUUGCCUACUAGAGCGGACAUCCAAGAGUUAAUGGUUAAUUAUGCUGGCCUCAUUAGAGAGGAGAUUGAGGGGGUAAACACCAAAGUAGUGGCGAUGGAUAACAGAUUACAGAAUGUGGAGAUAGCGCAAGGUGUAGUUGAUCCACGCCUGAAAACUUUGGAAGAAAAGACUGUGAGGGACGGUGCCGCACUACCAACGGAAAAGAAGAGGUUUUCCUGUACUGAGUGCGGGAAAUGUUUCCAUUCCAAAUUCAAUCUUAAUAAGCAUAAAAGAUCUCACACGGGGGAGAAGCCGUAUUCCUGUGCUGAGUGCGGGAAAUGUUUUUCAGUGACGUCCAAUCUUUAUACACAUCAGAGAUCUCACACAGGGGAGAAGCCGUAUUCCUGUCCUGACUGCGGGAAAUGUUUUUCAGUGAAGUACAGUCUUUCCACACAUCAGAGAUCUCACACGGGAAAGAAGCCAUAUUCCUGUACUGAGUGCGGGAAAUGUUUUUCAGUGAAGUCCAAUCUUUACACACAUCAGAGAUCUCACACGGGGAAGAAGUCACUUUCCUGUCCUGAGUGCGGGAAAUGUUUUUUACGGAAGUCCAAUCUAUACACACAUCAGAGAUCUCACACGGGGGAGAAGCCGUAUUCUUGUCCUGAGUGCGGGAAAUGUUUUUCACAGAUAUCAAGUCUUUACACACAUCAGAGAUCUCACACGGGGGAGAAGCCUUAUUCCUGUCCUGAGUGCGGGAAAUGUUUUUCACAGAAGUCCAAUCUUUCCAAACAUCAGAGAUCUCACACAGGGGAGAAGCCUUAUUUCUGUCCUGAGUGUGGGAAAUGUUUUUCACAGAAGUCCAAUCUUUACACACAUCAGAGAUCUCACACGGGGGAGAAG